AUGGAGAGGGUCAGCGCCGCCGAGGUCGAGGCCAAACUGGUGGCCCAUUGGCGAGCCCUUCCACAGUCGCUCGCCCAAGAAGACGAAGGCGGGACAACGAACAAGCUGCUGCUCUCGUUCCUGUCCGCCCUCCGGUCGGCCCUGCCGGCGGCCACUAGCACCGAAACGCCAGGUGGUGGUGGCUGUGGGGAAGGGGCUGGGACGAGCACCACCUCGUGGCUGGUCUCGACCGCCAGCGAGGCCAGCGGGAGCCACGAGGUGUGGGUCGAGGGCGUGCAGGUGCUCUUCUGGUGGGUGUUCGUGUCCGACGGCCCCCACGCCUGCCUCUCCUUCCUCGACGCUUCAAGGGGCCAGAGCGAAGAAGAUGGAGGUGGUCUUGAACAGGACAAGGCGGCCCUGUUCUGCCGCCUCGGCCCGGCCUUGCUGUGGGGCAACCCCUACGCACCCGAGUGGGCUGUCAUCUUGCCCGUGGACGCGGUGCCCCAGGUCCUAACAAUGCUGUGCAGCCGCCUGCAGCAAGCCAGCAGUGCGGCAGUAGCCAACGUGCCAGCGACGUCGGUACUGCUCAUGUGCCUGAGCCACAUCGGACCGCUGACCCUGUGA
This is a messenger RNA of Acanthamoeba castellanii str. Neff, 603 nucleotides long. RefSeq lists its product as uncharacterized. The coding region runs from base 1 to 603 and encodes 200 amino acids. The transcript has 2 exons. Lineage: Eukaryota; Discosea; Longamoebia; Acanthamoebidae. The record is from RefSeq and is a predicted model, not a curated record.